Messenger RNA from Suillus paluster, 1279 nucleotides. RefSeq lists its product as uncharacterized. The record is from RefSeq and is a predicted model, not a curated record. The coding region runs from base 91 to 1161 and encodes 356 amino acids. Gene Ontology annotation, cellular component: nucleus; cytoplasm. Lineage: Eukaryota; Fungi; Basidiomycota; Agaricomycetes; Boletales; Suillaceae. Gene Ontology annotation, molecular function: heat shock protein binding. The transcript is spliced from 2 exons.
GGCAGGAUAUGGAACGUGACGGUUACAGUGUCACGUGACACGUCGUUUCAGCGCGUCGUGUGACAGUCACUGAGCGCGUUUCUUGCCAUCAUGGAUGACAACGAUCCCAUAUCCCAGUUCUUCGACGAAGAGGAUGUCGACCUCUAUGCCGUAUUGUCUCUUAAAUCAGAUACCUCCGCAGAAGAUAUCCGGAAAUCUUAUAGAAAACUUGCUUUAUUGUGUCAUCCUGACAAACUGACCAACGCCACCGAGGAGGAACGGGCAAAUGCGUCUACGCAAUUCCAGAGGAUUGGUUUUGCAUACACCGUACUAAGCGACGAGAAGCGGAGGAAGAAAUAUGAUAAAACCGGAAAGACUGAUGAAGGAUUACUCGGUGAGGCGGAUGAGGACGGCGGUUGGGAAGCUUACUUUGAGGACCUAUUUGACCGCGUCACACGAGGAAGACUGGAUGAAAUGAAGAAGGAAUAUCAAGGAUCUUCUGAGGAAAUUGAUGACCUCAAGGCCGCGUACCUUGAAACCGAAGGAUCCUUCGACGAAAUCAUGAAGCAUAUUCCUCACUCCACAAUUGAUGACGAGCCAAGAUUUGUAGUAGCACUGUCGAAUCUCGUCCAGGCUGGCGAACUACCGAGUCUUCCGCAAUGGGAGUCAAGCUCCAAAGACGAGAAAGCCAAGCUAGUGAGGAAGAAGCAGAGCGACAAAGAGGCAAACGAGGCUGAAGAACUUGCGAAAGAGCUUGGAGUAUGGGAUGAGUUCUACGGAAGCGGAAAGACAGGAGCGAGAAAGGGCAAGGGGAAAGCAAAGAAACCAGCAGAUGACGAAGAUGAGGACGAGGGAGACACUUCAGCACUCCAGGCCCUCAUUCUAAAGAGACAAAAGGGCCGAAGCAGCUUUAUGGAUGACCUUGCUGCUAAGUACACGAAUAUGGAAGAGUCAUCCAGAAAGAAGGGAGGUAGGGGAAAGAAACGAAAGAAGGGCGCGGACGAGUCUGAAGCUGAAGCGGAAUCCCCGAGGAAGAAACCUCACGUCCAGGAUCCUCCUGACAUCGAUGAUGUGGAAUUCGCCAAGAUACAACAGAGGAUAUUUUCGGAUAAGCGCAAACCAACAAGUGAAGGAUCACCAGUGAAGGGGAGACGGAGCGGGAGAGCGAAGAAAGCCAAAUAACCCCUGUCCUGUGUAUGUUUACUGUAAUAUCCGCCUCGUCUUGCUUUGUAUUGCCUAUGUCUUGAUGUAUGUCUUCUAAAUUAUUAUCAUUGAAACCUGACCGUUGUCUGUGUCGCAU